Leucoraja erinaceus (little skate) is the source of this 4997-nucleotide messenger RNA. RefSeq names its product receptor-type tyrosine-protein phosphatase R-like. NCBI's taxonomy places the organism in Eukaryota, Metazoa, Chordata, Chondrichthyes, Rajiformes, Rajidae. The transcript has 13 exons. The coding region runs from base 1084 to 3300 and encodes 738 amino acids. Gene Ontology annotation, molecular function: protein tyrosine phosphatase activity. Gene Ontology annotation, biological process: protein dephosphorylation. The record is from RefSeq and is a predicted model, not a curated record.
AACAGCUCCAUCAAUUAUGCAAGCAAAACGAUCUCGAUAUUGACAUUGCAGAGGUGAAAUGGAACAAGAAACCUUGAGUUGUGCUGCACAGCGAAGGCUAACUGCAUUUCCCUGCUUUAAAAAUACAAUAAUCGUUGAAUUUUGCCAGUGAAGUGCUUCAGCUCGAGGAUAAAACUAACAUAGAGAUGUCACCGGUCGAAACUCCAAACGUUGUACAGUUUACAGUUGCAGAAUGGUACAGUAUCAUAUUCUAUCAUUAACAGAGCACUGAAAUGAUAUUUUUGCAGUUUGUUUCAACAAAUGAAUCACGAAUGACAUUCCCCUUAGUAGCGCCCAAUCCUCGUGUCUAGGGUCCUGAGUUAAACUAUCAGCCCGAACCUGCGAGUAUCAAGUUUCUUAGCGGUUAUAGAGUCGUACAGCAUGGAAACAGGCUCUUCGACCCAACUUGCCUAUUCCGACCAAGUUGCCCCUCCUACACUAGUCCCACCUGUCUGCAUUUGUUCUAUAUCCCCCUAAACUUUCCAAUCCAUGAAUUUGUCCAAAUGUCUUUUAAAUGUUGCUACAGUAACAAUGCACCUUUAGAUCGUCCCGCGACAGAAGGUCACAUUUCGACAUUAGAAGGUCACAAUUUUGACAGCGGGCAUGUUACAUAUCUUCAAUGUUAUCCCGGUGCGGAACAAUGACACUGCCAUCCGCCAACAACCGUGGGUCAAACCUAGCAACGACAUAUAAAGUGUCCACACUACACCUCCACAUCAACUGGCAGGCUGUGCUUAUUCUGAAGUGCGAUGUUUACAACUGCAGUGUUAAUAUUUGCCCACUGACCUGCUGAUAAAUAAAUGUCCAGUUCUAUGCAUUUUCACAUUUAUUUACCAGAGCCCAAGUUGAUUUUUUGUGCGCACGUGAUUGUGUUUGCUGGGAGACGCCUCUCCUGAAACCCAUUGCCAUUCGGCGAGCACUGAUUGCUCCCUCCUUCCUCGCUCCCCCGUUGUCCAUCGCUUGUCAGACCUGUCUGCUACACCGCAUCAAUAAUACAUUAGCUGCUGACUGUAUAUACCCCAGGAUGUGCUGCGCCACAAGCUGAUGGCAGAAACACUGUUUGCUCAGCUAAGAUUGUGGAGCCUGACUCGAACCGAAACCUCCUUCGUAUUGGGGAGGGGGUGGGGAUCGGUCUUGGUGGCGUUCAAUGGUAAAGGUAUGCCGGUCAACCUGCGCAUCCUGGCCGUGUGCUUGCUGCUCCGGCUCCACACUGCAGGGUGCUUACCGGAAGAUCAUGAACACUUUGAGACAAGAGGUCGCAAAAUGCCAUUCAGUGGUGGAAAACCAGCAUUUAUCUAUCACCAACUACAAAGCAUUGAUAAAAGUGUGGACUUAACUGGCGUAGAAAUGCAAAGAAGCAGAAUCAGUGAGCCAUUGCUCAGCAAGUACAUAGACCGAGGCAGACCCCACCCUGCUAUGAUUGUCAAAUCCACUUUGCCAAGAGUCUCAAGUGAUCGAAGCACUCACUCUGUCACAAACGAUGACCAGUGGUCAGAAAUUGAAAACCUGCCUAUUCCAGAAGAAGACUUGGUAUCAGUGGUAAGUAUCAAUGUAAAAUUAACCCUUCUUCAGACCCUCUCUGAGGAGUCCUGCCUCCUCUCAGAAUUUAUUCUAAAUACUUUUGGAAAUGUGGCACUGCAUGUCCAGGGUAAAAUUAAUUCUUCUGUUGAUAUGCAGAAAACGGAGCUUUGUGUUUUGGGAAUUGUUUAUGCAAUUCAAUUAUUGUCUUGGUUUUUUUUUGUGCUUUGGAAAAUUACACAGGAAAAGAAAAACUGCAUUGAAUUUUAUAUCUCGCCAAUAAAACAUGAACGUGGUUUAUUACAUCCAAUACCUUCUGAAGAAGUGAUACAAUCACUCAAUGUAAACAUGAUGCACCAAAGUCUCUCUGAAUUUGGUAUCACGCAGGUUAUCCCUGAGAAAAAUGCUUUGCGUGGAGAACACAGAAGAGAUGGGCUGUGGAACAAGGAAGGUGUCUACACUGUUGUCAUUUUCCUCACUGCCUUUGUUAUUAUCAUUACGUGUUUGAUGUUCCUGUACAGGUUGAAGGAGAAACUUAAAUUUCAAAUCGACCAGGAUAAGCAACAGCAUCAACAGGUCAAUCUUGCUUCCAUUCCCGUGCAGCAGCCGCAAGCAGACGUCAAGGUUGCUAACAGCAUGGUGCAGCCCCUACCCCACUUUGGUGCCGUGAUCGUCAAUAUUGAUCCGCAUGGUCGGCCCGCACCAGAGAUCAAACCAUGCGUGGCAUCUGCCCCCUCUCCAUUCAAAAUGAAGCCAGGCUGCCUUCAGGAAAGGCGAGGCUCAAACGUAUCACUUACGUUGGAUAUGAGUACCUUGGGAAACGUUGAAACAUGCAGUAUUGCACCCACACCCCGUGAGAAAAUAUUCCUGGAGUAUCUACAAACUGCCAGCCAUGUGUUAACUAGAAUGCAACUGAAAGAAAUAGUUGCAAGUGCCCACUCCUUUCAAGCUGAAUUCAUGGAAAUUCCCAUGAAUUUUGUGAAUCCCAAGGAGCUGAGUAUCCCAUGUCAUGGAACUAAGAAUAGAUAUAAAACUAUUUUGCCAAAUCCACACAGCAGAGUGUGCCUGAUACCAAAGACUCAAGAGGAGCCCAUUAGCAGUACCUACAUUAAUGCCAACUACAUCCGGGGUUAUGGUGGCCAACAGAAGGCCUAUAUUGCAACCCAGGGGCCUAUGAUCAAUACAGUGAAUGACUUCUGGCGGAUGGUUUGGCAAGAGGAUUGCCCUGUGAUUGUCAUGAUAACCAAACUGAAAGAAAAAAAUGAGAAAUGUGUUUUGUAUUGGCCAGAGAAGCGUGGAAUAUAUGGCCAAGUUGAAGUUCUUGUGAACAGCAUUACUGAACGUGAGCAUUAUGUCAUCCGCGAUCUUACUCUUAAGCAUGAAGGCAGAUUUCAAAACAUAAAGCACUUCUGGUACAAAUCCUGGCCUGACCACAAGACGCCCAACAGUGCUCAGCCGCUGCUGCAGCUCAUGCUGAAGGUGGAGGAGAGCAGACAGAAUUCACCUGGCCGAGGACCCAUAGCGGUGCACUGCAGUGCUGGGAUAGGAAGGACUGGCUGCUUUAUUGCCUUCACCAUUGGAUGCCAUCAGCUCAGAAAUGAAGGAGUGGUCGAUAUCCUGAGCAUUGUUUGCCAGCUGCGAGUGGACAGGGGAGGAAUGAUCCAGACCAGUGAACAGUACGGAUUUGUACAUCAUGCUCUGAGUCUGUACAAAAAUGAAGUCUCACCUGACACAAGCCAGUGAAUCUAUCACAUGGUACGUUUCAUCCAGAGCAACCUUUAAUGCUGACUCGCAUGGGAGUAAGCAGGUAAAGCAUAGUUACGAGCUAGAAAACCCAGAAGUGGAACCACCUUGUCAAUUGUUUGACACUCACAGAAGUAAUGAAGCUAAAUACAGGAGGAUGGAGUUUGCCAGAUUACGCAAAGAUAUCUAAAUGAAUGUGGUAUAUAACUGAAAUUCUGUUAUAGGAAACUGACAAAAGUCACGUGGCAUAUUGUUUGUGUCUAAUAAGGUUCUUCAUGUUACAUUAAAUUCAACAAUUAUUACAGACUCUGUGGUCUAUGAACCUACAUUGGAAUAGCAGUGCUGGUUGAAAUUGUUUGUGGGAGACAAGGGUUAGAAGUAAAAUUGCCAGCCAUGUAUCAAAUAUUUCUGCAUUCCAAACUGACAGAGCUGUUAAUGUGAUUCAUUAAUAUGUACCAUGUGAAAAGUGCUAUUACAUAAUGUGGUGGAUUAUUUUUUUUUUUGCCACAAACCUGUAGUUGGCUUGCUGCCGAAAACACACAAGUGUUUACUUCAUAAAUUAACAAAAAACUGUCAAAUUCAGAACCUUUUAAUAAUCCAUAAAUGUUUUGUAUGUAAUGUGAUAUGGUGUUAAAUUGUAUGCACAUUGAUAAUGCAAACUAGCAGUCAAAUUGCACAAUGUUAAUCCAGUCAUUCCAUGUAUUCUUAUGUUCAUGAAUUUGUAUUUUAUUGAGACUGUUUUACUGUAAGAGCUUUCUAGAUAUUAAGCAAACCUGUGAUUAACACUCAGCAUUGUUUGCUCUCUUGUCCUCUCUCCGGGCAUAUAUAUUAUAGUUAGAUAUAAUACAGUAUAUGGAGAUAUACAAAUCUUUAAACAAAGUGAAUAUCGUGAAAUUGUGUCAAUUUGUGUUCCUCUUGGGAUAGCAGUGUACACUGUAAAUCUGUGAGAAUAUAUAUACAGUAUAUAUAAAUAUAUAGCAACAUAAUAAUGGAAAACCAAAACUAUGAAGCAUUGAUGUUGUUUAAACUGUAUGCAACUAUUUGGCAUUUGUUCCAGUUGAUGAAAUGUUUUAAAUUCCUUUUUGUCAGUGCAGGAAAUUGUUUACAUGAAUAAGUUUUUUACAGAAAUCAGUGCAGAAUCUGCACUGGAUUACUCCUGUUUUUAUUCACCUCUGUUAAUUUGUGUGUAUGUUGACAAUAAAUACACCAGAUCUUUUUUUUGAAAUGUUGCGUUCUGUGUAUUUUUUAAUAGCUGUAGCAUUGGGGUCUCCGAUUCCAUUUACCCCAAAAUAUUUGAGACUUGAGUCUAUUAUUUUAUACUCUGGACGUAUUCUGUCUUUUAUUUAAUAUAAAAUAUCCCCAUCAAGUUAAAAUGUUAGUAUUCCUGCUAGUGUCAGGCAAAUCAGAGCUAAAGUCUCAGAGAAACGCCCCAACUUAGCUACAAUAAUGAAAGUCUUGAUGCAUUGAAAGCUAACUACUGUUGAUGAAAGAUGCCCCUGUUUUUUUUGGAAAAAGACUUAGGAUGAUGAAUGAACUGCAUUAGAAUUAGAUCAUUGGCUGAAACGCCAACUCAGCUCUCUCUCCACAGACGCUAUCUGGCCUGCUUGAUGUUACAAGCAUUUUUAUCCAGAUUUUUAGCGUCUGCAAUAUUUUGUCUUUGUUCUACCGUUUUUGUCCAUUCAAGGAUUACCUGAGCG